CACCGGACAGCAUAAAGUUGGUGACUAUUUGACCUGCCGCUACCAGGCAACUAGGAACUAAGUGAACUGCCUAGGUAUAUUUCCGUCUCGCCACUCACUCAAUUUGUUUACUCUGCACUCCUACUUAGUACUUUUCCAUCUCCUACACACAAACAUCCAUCUCUCAAUCCACAUACACAUCUUUUCACCAUGGACUCAACCCCCAAUAUCAAGACUCGCUUUUUCAUCAUCUCAGAUACACACGGUAUCAACAUCCCAUCCGAAUACACCCAAGAUGCAAACUGCACCCAAUACGCAGACUGCGCCCAGUAUGCAGACGUGGCCAUCCACUGUGGUGACCUCACCACUGAAUCCAAAAUCCACGAAUUCAAGUCUACCAUCCAACUCCUCGAAAGAAUACACGCCCCUCUCAAACUCGUUAUUCCCGGAAACCACGACUUCACAAUCGAUACACCCAUAUUCCAAAAGAAAGUCGCAGAAGCACAUACACCCUUGGAUCCAGCGUUGGUCCGGAAGGAAUAUGGUGACUAUGAAGAGGCCAGAAGUCUUUUCCACAACACCAGCAUCAUCUUCUUAGAAGAAGGAACACAUCAUUUCACCUUGCAGAAUGGCGCAUCGCUAACAGUCUAUGCCAGUCCAUACACCCCAUCGCUGGGAGAUUGGGGCUUCCAAUACCAUCCCAACCAAGGCCAUGACUUUGACAUUCCGCCCAAUGUGGAUGUGGUGAUCACACACGGCCCCCCGAAGGGGAUUAUGGAUUAUGCCAAUUCCGGUCAACGGACGGGCUGUCCGGGGCUCUUUGGGGCUGUUGCUCGUGCUCGACCGCGUAUGCAUUGCUUCGGUCAUAUCCAUGAGGGAUGGGGGGCCAAGUUGGUGGCAUGGAGGGACAAGGUUAGUGAGAAUCCAUCUCAUUUGACUGAUAUUGACAAUGGGGGGUCUGCUGUGAUUGGGAAAUUGUCGGAUCUCGCCCGGAGACACGAGCGGGAUCGCAAUAGAUGCUAUCUGACUAGUCACUGUGCUGACGACCCGAAACCAUUGCAUUCGGGGUCCCAAACACUGUUUGUCAAUGCUGCUGUUGAGGGCUCGACUGAUCACUGCCCUGUCCAGCCGCCAUGGCUGGUUGAUAUUGAACUUUCCAAAGCUACCUAAUAAGACUACCUGUUUUGCUAUCUACGGCUUCACCCUAUUCCUUCACUAUCUCAUCUACCUGGCUUACAGAGCUCAUUACAUGUAUACAGCAAAAGAAAUCCUAUUAAAUUCCAUAUGUCCA
Messenger RNA from Aspergillus wentii DTO 134E9, 1270 nucleotides. Its product is annotated as metallophosphatase domain-containing protein. The transcript has a single exon. Gene Ontology annotation, molecular function: hydrolase activity. Lineage: Eukaryota; Fungi; Ascomycota; Eurotiomycetes; Eurotiales; Aspergillaceae. Bases 190 to 1149 code for a protein of 319 amino acids. The record is from RefSeq and is a predicted model, not a curated record.